GCCUCUUCUAACGGGAAGACUCGACGAGUCAGCUACUAGUCCCAAAUCUCUUCCAGUUAACAAUAUAUGGUUCAAUAUGAAGAUUACCUAGUUGGAGUUGGUUUAUUGAUAUUAUCUAUAGAUCGGUACGCAUGCGUACUUUUCCUCAAGACAGGCGGAAUCUGUGCUUGGUCGUGGGAUGUAGUGAUCCGUCACGCAGGCCUGAGGCUAUGUAGUAGGCUACUUCAAGCUGGGCAGGAAAGCAAAGGAUGUGGAUUUGGUAUAUUUUGCUAACUUCGGGGCCAGGACCUAGUUUGGUUGGCAGCCAGGCUGUGUAUGGAAACAGCAGCAGUGGCGGCGGCAGCAGCAACAUCAGCAGCAGGGUCUGCAGCGCUCCCUCCAACUUCACCUGUGCGGACGGCCAGUGUGUGCCUGUCACGGCCCGCUGUGAUGGCCUGCCAGACUGCUAUGACCAGAGCGAUGAGAAGGGAUGCACCACGCUGCAUUCCAAGUGCUCCCCUACAUUCUUCGCGUGUGCCAACGGAGUACACUGCAUCAUCGGCCGCUUCCACUGCAACGGCCUCCCAGACUGCCCAGAUGGCAGUGACGAGCUCGACUGCAUAGAUAACCAGGAGCUGUGUGCCAGUGCGAGCCGCUUCCACUGUGACAACGGCCACUGCGUCCACCGAAGCUUCCUCUGCAAUGGAGAGGACAACUGCAGAGACAACAGUGACGAGGAGAACUGUGAAGUUACCACAGAGUACCCUCCUCACUGUGUCUACCCGAUGGACUUCCCCGACUCGGGCCUGACGCUGCGCGUGGUGAUGUGCUGCGCCCUCUUCAUCUGCCUGCUGUCCGCCGUCUUCGGCCUGGUGCUGCACCACCAGCGCAAGCGCGCCCUCCUCCUGACCGGACCCCACCACGCCGCCUCCGGCACGCAUCCGGCCCACCUCCGGCAACGCCAUCGGCUCCGGCACCGCCAGCCGCUGCUGCUGUCCCACUUCGUCAUCCUGGACCCUGGAGGAUACCCCGGUCGUGGGGACCCUGGAGGAUACCCCGGUCGUGGGGACCCGGGGCCGUCGCCCCCUUCCUCCGCACCCUCCAGCCCCAGCCCCUUCUCCUCCGGCUGCCCCACCCUGCCUGCUGCUGCUGCUAACGCCGGCUCCCCGCCGUCCUACUCGGAGGCAGCGCUGGACUCCAGCUACCCCUCCUGGUUUGACCUUCCCCCUCCUCCGUACGUGCCCAGCCCUGUGGCAGAGGGCCAAACACAGCCCCAACUCCAGCGCCAGCCCCAGGCUGCUCCAGACCUGCCCCCCUACGUGGCCAUCCAGGAGCCCCCAGACGCCUCCUCCGCACCCCGCCACCAUGGGGAGCCAGCUCCCAGCCUCCCCAGCGAGACCAUCAUCACCCCCAGUCAGAGAACCACAAUCACAGAUUAGCACUUUAUUGGAAACACACACGUUGUGUUACAUUGCAUUGUAUUACAUUACUGUACAUUACACUUAGCAGGUACUUCAGUGCAUAAAAGACUUUCAGUUUACUUAGGUACAAGGUUACACAUCAAUGGAGCUACUGUGUGUCAGGUUCGAUGCCUUGCUCAAGGGCCCUUCAGCUGUGUACGAUGGUGCAAGAGAGCACCCACACCAGAGAGAGUAGAGAGAGAGAGAGGUUCCAUUGGCCCAUUGUUUCUGGGUUCUAUUAUUGCAAGGGGGAGUGGGGGGAAAUCCCCCUUUAGGCAGACCUAGGCAGACCUAAGGACUGUUCUAUUCAAUGCUAGGAGCAUUAUGACACGCCCCUUUAGGCAGACCGGAACCUGGUCACAUUAGGUGCCCAUAGCAACCUAUUACAGUGGCAUAUCUCUAUAUACUUAAAGAAUCUCUGCCCACACACUUCCCACUGGUACAGUACGUAGGGGUGUAAAUAGUAAGAGUUUUGAAUCCAUGCAGCGAUCCUAUAGCCCACGAUUCAAUCAAUCGAUUCAUCCACAAGAGAACCUAUUCAUCGUUAUCAAUUGAUUUUUGUAAUUAUUGCACACUUUUUGUGAGGCAUUUUAUGUUGCUCAAUAAUACUGACCAUUUGACCCUUUGAGAUGCUCCUUAAAUGAAUUGCAAUGCAGAUAUUUCAGCUUUUGUUGAUUUAUUUAACAUUUCAAACAUCAGCAACGCCAGUAAAGUUUAAAAAAGAAAAAAGAACCAUUGAUUUGAAUCGAAUCGAAUUUAAUUGAAUCAUGGAGCAUUUUUAAGUAUCGAAAAUAAUUUAAUCGCUGCCUUAAGACAUCAAUAUCGAAUCGAAUUGCCAUGAAGGCUGUGACUUACACCCCUACUGGUUCAGGAGUUGAACUCUGAUCUUAAUAGCAGCUCUUUAAGCAUGAGGCCACCGCAGCGCUGCAGAGCAUGAAAGAUAUCGAGUCUGUCAGUGGCGCUCACAUCCCCUGAUAGUAAUCAUGGUACUACUAAACCAGUGCCCCUGUCUUGUAGAUGGGUAUGCCACUAUUUUGGGGCUUAAUACAGUUAAAAUCGUUGGCCAUAAACGAGUUUAUAAAGGUGGUUAAG
Molecule: messenger RNA, 2531 nt
Organism: Engraulis encrasicolus (European anchovy)
Lineage: Eukaryota; Metazoa; Chordata; Actinopteri; Clupeiformes; Engraulidae
Product: low-density lipoprotein receptor class A domain-containing protein 3-like
Exons: 6
Coding region: 249-1418 (389 amino acids)
Biological process (GO): receptor-mediated endocytosis
Cellular component (GO): plasma membrane
Molecular function (GO): protein binding
Source: RefSeq, a predicted model, not a curated record